AUGAGAUGCACAAGGCUCAUAGGGGUGCUAUUCACCCUGCUUAGCCUGCUGCAGCUGGCUGUGACUCUAAACAUCGCAGCCUUCAACAUCCGGUCUUUUGGAAACACUAAGAUGUCCAAUGCUACCAUCUCUGGCUACAUUGUGGAAAUCCUGCGUCGCUAUGACAUCGUCCUUAUCCAAGAGGUCAGAGACACCAACCUGGUGGCUAUUGGGAAGCUACUGGAUGUGCUCAAUCGGGACGAGCCUGACACCUAUCGCUAUGUGGUCAGUGAGCCGCUGGGCCGCAACAGCUACAAGGAACAGUACCUUUUCUUGUACAGGCCUGACCAGGUGUCUGUUCUAGACAGCUAUUACUAUGAUGAUGGCUGUGAGCCCUGUGGAAGUGACACUUUCAGCCGAGAGCCAACCGUUGUCAAGUUCCACUCCCCAUUCACCAGUGAGGCCCCAGUGUAUCCUCAGGCCAGCUACAGUCCAGGCUGGUCUCUGGAUCCACGUCUAUCUACUGUCUCCUCAGCGGUCAGAGAGUUUGCGAUUGUGCCCUUGCACGCAGCCCCAGCAGAUGCUGUGCCUGAGAUUGAUGCCCUCUAUGAUGUUUACCUGGAUAUCCAAAAAAAAUGGGACCUAAAGGACGUCAUGUUCAUGGGUGAUUUCAAUGCUGGCUGCAGCUACGUGAGCUCCUCCCAGUGGUCUUCCAUCCGCCUUCGGACGAGCUCUCUCUUCCAGUGGCUAAUCCCUGACAGUGCGGACACCACAGUCACAUCCACACACUGUGCCUACGACAGGAUCGUGGUUGCUGGAACUCAGCUCCAGAGCGCUGUUGUUCCCGACUCAGUGGCUCCCUUUGACUUCCAAGCAGCCUACAAACUUACCCAGAAGAUGGCUGAAGCCAUCAGUGACCAUUACCCAGUGGAGGUGACACUCAAGUAAACCUGAUGCCAUCAGGCAGUGCAGCAGGUGCUUCUGGUGGGGGAGACUGCACCUGUACAGCAGACAUGUGCAGAACUCCAACCCUCUCUGUCUCAGAACAGACAGAAGCCUACCACAUGGACUGCAAUACUGUUUAAUUGAGGUAAA
Molecule: messenger RNA, 1074 nt
Organism: Arvicola amphibius (Eurasian water vole)
Lineage: Eukaryota; Metazoa; Chordata; Mammalia; Rodentia; Cricetidae
Gene: Dnase1
Product: deoxyribonuclease 1
Exons: 8
Coding region: 1-927 (308 amino acids)
Biological process (GO): DNA catabolic process
Cellular component (GO): nucleus
Molecular function (GO): DNA nuclease activity
Source: RefSeq, a predicted model, not a curated record